AUGAAAAAUAACAACUUCUCUUCGUUUCAUCUCAAAAAAAUAUUGACUCCCAUUUAAAAUAAGAAAAGUUAAGAUACAUUUUAUGAAAAUCAAAUAUAAUCCUUUGUACAUUUAAAGUCUUAUAUGCCAAUUAAUCCUUUAAGAUUACCUUAACGAAAAAAUAUAAAGACAGCUAAUUUGACAUAAAUUGAUGAUAUCAAAUGUAAAUGUUAAUAAAAUAAGAAUUAUUUAAGUAGAAAUAAUAAAUAAGAAAAACACUCUCGAAUGGUUCAACUUUGUAAACUUCUGAAUUACCUGAAUAUUUAGGAAUCUAAACAAUUGUAGAAGAAAAUGACGAAUAGGCAAAAUCAUAUUGUAAAUAACCAUCUCCAUCCUAUAAUCAUUAUCAUAAUCUUACAAAAUAAGUAAUGAAUUUAAUGAAAAAUGCUCAUUAAUAAUUAUCUCCAUCAAUUGGUAAAAAAAAAUUAGAAAUUAAUUUAAGAGAAACAAUAGAUUUUAAUCAAUUUAAAAGAUUGAUGAAAGCUAUUUAUUAACCAAAAAAAUCAAGCUAAGAAUUAUAGUUUAUUAAAAAAAGGACUUAUUCUGAAAAAAUUGUUUAAAAAUAAACUUAAUGA
This is a messenger RNA of Paramecium pentaurelia, 614 nucleotides long. The record is from the annotation of a GenBank genome assembly. Lineage: Eukaryota; Ciliophora; Oligohymenophorea; Peniculida; Parameciidae.